AUGACUUGUUUCUAUUAUGAUCCAGUACUAAAAGUAUUCUCCCCAUGUGCACUUAGGAUAUUCAUAUCAGUAGUCUUGGUAGUUGCUUUUUUAAUAAUCGUUCUAGUGAGGAACUUGACAGUUGAACGAGUUGAUGUCGUUGAUGAGCAGGAACCGUUACUAGCGGAUCAGACCAAUUACAAUAGUAAUAGCGAAUCCAACCAUGCUAGUAGUGGCAAAGAACCGAUCGUCUAUACGCCAUCUGCGUCUUCUCUCGUGUCGGGAGCAACAUCAAUCUCAGUACUGAUCAUCGUCACCUACUUGCUAGACAUGACUUGGAUUCUAGGUCUUUAUGUUAGAGUAUCCAACCAUUCUGAUCAGCCUGUCACGUGGCCUACUCCACCGUGGUAUUUGGUUGCUGGAGCAAUCACAACUUUGACCGUCUGGUGCGUCCAUCACUAUUAUCUCUUGUAUGACUGGAAGCACGGAUCUGUAUGGAGUGCUAGAGGACGUCUUGUCCCGAUCUCCGUGUCGGCAAUCGUGUUCUGGAUUGUGGCAUUUGCUGCUGGGCUAGUGGAACUAUAUCACGACACAGUGUAUCUCAACCAUCCAGACCGUUGGCCAGAACAAUCAGGAGCUAUAGGAUCUGGUUUAUCAACCAUCGCAACUAGCUUCAUAUUCGCUUUCGCUGCUCGUAUGAUUAUGCUCCUUGGCCUAGUUAUUGUAGCAGCCAUCACAAUUGCCUUGUCAUCCAACUCUACUCAAACCACAUCAACAGCUCUGAAUGGACAUGCUAAUGGAGAUGCUGCAAAUGGUCUUGCGGAAGAAGCUUCAGAGGCACCAGAUAGUCGUCAUACGACUAGAUCGGCUCUUCUCGGAUUCAAACCGCCAUCAACCUUAGUAGAAUACAGCAAGCAGUUUCUGAAGCUGAUCCCAUUCUUAUGGCCUCAGGGUAAAGAUGCGGGGCUACUCCAGCUGCUGCUUUGUCUUUGUAGCGUCAUCCUUGUAUUGGGAAGAGUAGUCAACUUGCUGGUGCCCAUGCAAUUCAAACAUGUCGUGGACUUGUUUGGAAGUGCUGCUACAGGUGGAGCUGGCUUCAUCUUACGUGCUCAACGCGAUGGAACACCAAUUGCUAUACAAACUAUAGAGCCAGGGUUGCCUUUGUAUACUGCUUGGGGAGCUAUUGGUUUAUUUGUGUUUUUAAGGUUGUUGCAAGGUGGAAGUGGAUUGUUGAGUUGUACUGAAGAUAUGCUCUUCCUUCCCGUAUCUCAGUUUACAACACGACAAGUGAUGGUCAAAGUCUUUGAGCACCUUCAUAGUUUGUCAAUGAGAUUCCAUCUCGGUCGUAAGACCGGAGAAAUUUUACGAGUACAAGAACGUGGAACAUCUUCUAUUGGAUCUCUCAUCGAGUUGAUUUUAUUCCAUAUCGUACCUACACUCGCAGAUAUUGCUAUUGCUACCAUCUACUUUACCUAUCAAUUUGAUCUGAUUUUUGGGGCUAUAGUAUUGGCUACCAUGUGCGCGUACAUAACAUGCACUGUCGUAGUAACAGAAUGGCGAACAAAAUAUCGACGUUUGACGAAUCUUUUGGAUAAUGAGAUGGAGGCAAAAGCUGUUGAUUCGUUAUUGAACUUUGAAACAGUCAAGUACUUUUGUGCUGAGUCCUUUGAAGUUGAUCAAUAUGGCACUGCUAUUCGAGCAUACCAAAAGGCUGACUUUGUAUCAUCAGCGACUCUCUUCUUGCUCAACUCGUUGCAAAACAUCAUCAUCAAUGCUGGAUUGCUAGUUGGCUCUCUAUUAUGUGCUCGUCGUAUAUUCGUCGAUGGAACAAUGACUGUUGGCGACUUUGUCUUGUACUUGACGUACCUUAAUCAACUGUAUGAGCCCUUGAAUUACUUGGGCAGUGUGUAUAGGAUGAUUCAGAAAAACUUUGUGGACAUGGAGAAGAUGUUGGAUUUGUUACACGAGAAUGUCGAGGUCAAGGAUGCUCCGGGAGCUCUUCCUUUGGUUGUAAAUCGUGGAGAAGUGGUCUUUGACAAUGUCUCAUUUGCGUAUGAUCCACGAAUGCCUACUCUCAAAUCGGUAUCAUUCACGAUUCCACCAGGAAAUACUGUGGCUCUUGUUGGUAGUUCUGGAUCGGGCAAGAGCACGAUACUUCGCCUGCUGUUCCGCUUCUACGACGUCCAAUUUGGUCGAAUCUUGAUUGAUGGACAAGAUAUUCGUACUAUUACUCAAAAGUCGUUGAGAAAGUCAAUUGGUGUUGUGCCUCAAGAUACUGUGCUCUUUAACAACACUAUAAGGUACAAUGUGAGGUAUUCCAGGCAAGAUGCUACAGAUGUCGAGUUGGAAGACGCUGCGAAGGCAGCUCAAAUUCAUGAAAAGAUCAGAACUUCGUUUCCUGAUGGCUAUGAGACGAAAGUUGGUGAACGAGGGUUACGACUAAGUGGUGGAGAGAAACAACGAGUAGCCAUCGCCAGGACCAUUCUCAAGAAUCCACCUGUGAUUGCAUUAGAUGAAGCGACGAGCUCAUUAGACUCACACACUGAACGCCAAAUUGAAGAAAGUCUACACAAAAUGUCUAAGGAUCGUACCACUCUGAUUAUUGCUCAUCGUUUGAGCACCAUUGUGAAUGCCGAUAUCAUUCUAGUCCUGAAAGACGGCGAAAUCGUUGAGCGGGGCUCUCAUGCUACUUUGAUGCAGGAUCCAAAUGGCCUUUACUAUUCAUUGUGGAUGAAGCAGCUCGAUGAUGAAAUCUCGAGGUCGAAAAAAGCGCGGAGGUUAGAGGAAGCACAAGAUCGAGACGGUGGCGGUGAUGAUUCCGUUACGGGGGACACACCAGGGUCUUCUUUAUUCUGA
Synchytrium microbalum is the source of this 2835-nucleotide messenger RNA. RefSeq lists its product as uncharacterized. The record is from RefSeq and is a predicted model, not a curated record. Lineage: Eukaryota; Fungi; Chytridiomycota; Chytridiomycetes; Synchytriales; Synchytriaceae. Gene Ontology annotation, cellular component: membrane. The transcript is spliced from 15 exons. Gene Ontology annotation, biological process: transmembrane transport. Gene Ontology annotation, molecular function: ATP binding; ABC-type transporter activity; ATP hydrolysis activity. The coding region runs from base 1 to 2835 and encodes 944 amino acids.